This is a messenger RNA of Pseudovirgaria hyperparasitica, 1439 nucleotides long. RefSeq lists its product as uncharacterized. Bases 1 to 945 code for a protein of 314 amino acids. The transcript is spliced from 2 exons. NCBI's taxonomy places the organism in Eukaryota, Fungi, Ascomycota, Dothideomycetes, Acrospermales, Acrospermaceae. The record is from RefSeq and is a predicted model, not a curated record.
AUGGAUCCUGAGUUUCAGCGAGGGACGAGGUUCAGAUACCUCACACGUGGUGGUACUGUUGGUUUGAUUCACGGUCGCGAGAAAACUGAAUGUUCUGUGCAUCUCUACCUGCUUGCCCAGGUCUCGACUACUUUCGACCAGCAGUUCAAUGGCUCGUACCGUGAAGUUGCAUUGAAUAAAUUGGUUUUCGACACCAAUGAAUGGCAGUCAGCAACCGUCGAGAACUUUGUUGACUGGCUAUACGACCGCCCGGGAACACUCCAACAGAUCGAUACUGACUCUCUUGAGGCUAAACUGGAGCUCUACAUCUUUGCGACCCAUUUCGAGAUCCCAAAGCUGCGCUUUGAUGCCUUGUACUUUCUUUACAGGACCAUUAACCAACGCUACAUUAUCCCAGAAUAUAGCACAAUCAAGGUUGCCUACGACAGACUGCCCAAGGACUCCCCUGUGCGCAAGUUGUUUGCAGACAGCUUCCACCUGUUCUUCAGACCUGCCCACGAUAACACGGAGCGCCUAGCAGCCGAACUCUCCCGCGCACCACCAGAGUUCUUCAUGGAUGCUGCCCUUAGCGACGCGAAUAGAGCUGGUGGGAGCAUCUUUGGUCUUCCUGGCCUUUGCCGAUACCACGAUCACAAGCCUGAUGCCGAAAAGGCGGUUUUGACGGCUUGUAUGGCCAGCCAACGGGCGAUCACCAAGUUGGUGACACAGCAGUUCAUCGACAACGGUAGCGAAGAAAACGAUGAUCACGGUAACGUCUCUGGUGAGGGACAGAAUGGAAACCGAGCCCCAGUCUGGGGAUUUCCAUCCGCUUCCACCGAACCAAGGUCAGAUGUUGGAGGAGACGACAACGAUGGAAGCUGGUUGGAGCCAACGGCCCCAGGACUUCGUGUCCGAAACACACCUCAUGACCCUAUGUAUGGCACUAGCGGGGAACCAGUCCUUUGAAACACCAAAGUAUCGUGCGCUUUGCAGCAAGUAUCGAAGAUGUGUUCAGGUCUUUUACGGUAUGGCUUGAUUUGCCAAGUGUUGCAAAAGGGACCAUGGUGCCACUUUCAUCUGGACUCACACAGAUGCUAUAUUCCUGCCCAUUCAUGUUUCUAGCGACCAGUACGGAAAGACAGACAAGUUCGUCAUAUUGGGAUUUGUGAUUUGCACUACUAUACCGCUCCAGUGUGGUGUUGCAUAAUGUAGCCAACCUACGUAACAAAGGAUUGCCACUGCCCAACAUCUGUGUAUCAAGAGCCUUGAUUGUGACCGUGAUGUAGCAGUUAUAGUUGUCCUCUUCGUGAACUAUACAUGAUUACCUUAUACCGUUAACUCAGGAAAAUGUCAUCUACUGGUCCUCCACAGUCCAGCAUGGUAAAUUGACUCGUCAAUGCUGAAGACUGGGAAUGAAACACCAUAAUUAGCUAAAAGGGAGCUAUGAAGUAUAUAGCAGA